UUUUGUCCCUGAAAAAAAGUACGUACAGGUGCGGAGUGAUGCUGCAGCCGAAGAAGAGCUGUCAUUUUUUCGAUCCUGAGGAUCUCGUAAAGGUUUUUUUCUCCUCUUCGACUAUGGUACGCUGGCGAUAUCUCGACCGUUAGCUGUCAUUCAUGUGAACUUCCGGCUCCGAACCAUAUCUUGCCUUUUCCUUCUUACACCACUGAUAACUUCGGUCUGAUUUAAUUGAUCGUUAUAUCGUAUAUUGAAGCAUUAUACAGUUGUCUCUGCACGAGCAACGCCCUCGAAAACUCGGAUAACGAUGGACUCCAGAUCAGACAGGGCCUUGAUACAUGGUCAUACCUACGGACUACAAAGCGAGAGGCAUAACAACAAUAACACUGCAAUGGAUCCCCAGCGUAUUCCCCGCUCCUUGGGGAAUUAUGAGACCCAGCACCCAGAUCGCAGCGAGUAUACAGAGAUUGCGGGCGAGCAAGGCUGGCCUCCGCGCGUGUUGCAUGAAAUGAAAGACCUGCUCUUAGUUCUGAGUUCUGUGGGCAGAAUACUGUAUGCUUCGCCGUCUUGUCAGUCAAUUACGGGCUAUACGGCAAAGCAGAUUGAGGGCAAGCCUCUAUCGCAGCUCAUCCAUGAAGAUGAUAGGCCAAUCCUCAACCGCGAGCUGGACGAGUGCUUUGCCACCGGAAGUCCACUCCGUAGCUGCCAUUUCCGUUUCAACAAAUUGAACAAUGGCCCGUGCAUAUUUGAAGCACACGGACAUGCACACAUAGCGCGCCAUAAUGUGAACAUUGGCGACGGGAACACGGGGCGUCGUUGUGAUGGCUUUUUCCUCAUGUGUCGACCUUACCCCACUAAGAGCACUCGACUCCUCGACACUUUCCUGGAACAUAAAGUCGAGAACAUUCGGCUGAAUUACCGAAUCGCAAGGCUUAAGGAGGAAGAGGAGGAGGAGCUGAAUGCGAAUCGACUAUCGUCUUUCAGACAAGACCAAACGGGCAACAGCCACUUUUUGCAUUCUCAGCAUCAAACUCACAUUACUUCUAUGCACGCCAGCCAUACGCAAUCUAAUGUGAAUGACUCAACCACUGAUGGCGAUGACAAUGACUCCGCAGAUGCCGCCUUCAAUGUGGAUGACAACGAUUCCAGAAUGUUCGUGGAUCAUCUAGCUGAUAAAUUGCCUCCGGCGGAAGAUCUAUCUCAUAUCGACGGAAUCGAGGUCAUGACAGGUCUGUAUUACGGCGAGGGAGAAAGAUCUCAGGGACUUAGUACUGGUAUUCCCCGUGGUCGUCUCGUCCAAUGCGAUAUCGACGUCACCACGACGGACCAGCAAUCCAGAACUGCUCCAGAUGGAGAUCGGAGAAAGAGAUUGAGGGGUGAAUAUUCUUGCACGGAUUGCGGGACUUCUGACUCUCCGGAAUGGAGAAAGGGUCCUGAAGGACCAAAGACCUUGUGCAAUGCUUGCGGAUUACGCUGGGCCAAGAAGGAAAAGAAACGUCAAGACAUUCCUUAGUAACUUGGCAUAUUGGUCUCUAUUUUUUGUGCCUUUCCAUCUUGCCAUUCUUGGCUUGCGAAAGAUACCCCCUGCUCUACGAAUUUAUGGUCUUUUCGCAUAUAAUUUGGCUUUAUCUCUUGGUUUUUCCUUGAACAGUUGGUAAAGGGUUGGACAUUCUGUGAUGCUCUCAAUUCAUGCUAAUACUCUCCUUUUCGGGCGGUAUGAACUUUUU
Molecule: messenger RNA, 1721 nt
Organism: Aspergillus wentii DTO 134E9
Lineage: Eukaryota; Fungi; Ascomycota; Eurotiomycetes; Eurotiales; Aspergillaceae
Product: GATA transcription factor LreB
Exons: 2
Coding region: 302-1507 (401 amino acids)
Biological process (GO): regulation of DNA-templated transcription
Molecular function (GO): zinc ion binding; sequence-specific DNA binding
Source: RefSeq, a predicted model, not a curated record